AUGAGUAUAAAUGGUGAUGUUGUACAUGUUGAAAGUAGAUUUUACGUCUCAGGAAACGGUAUAACAAUAAGCGAUGUAGAAAAAGCUGAUUAUGACGGCAACGAGGAGGUGUCUGAAGAUUAUUUAAAUGAUAAGUCAGGGGUAGAGCUUCUAGUUCACGAACGUGGAGGUAGACGAAAUCAAGAAAAUUUUAAUCAUGAUUCCGAGGUGGAGAUUUCAUCACUAUCCGAUCGGCAUGAGAUGCAACUCAAUAACGAAAAUGAGGAAGACGACAAGGAAGAAGAAAACAUUUCACAACCACAAAAAGACAGUCCCUCUAUUUAUAACAAAAGAAAUGAUGAGCUAGCUUUAAAAUCUAGAGAACCUGUUGCAAAUUCUAAUGAAGAAGACAGCAAUUUUUAUGAAGAUAGUCAUCAACAAAUCAAUGACAGAAAUGAAUAUAAUGAUGAACCAUUAGACGCAAACCGGCAAUCUAUAUUGAGUAAACACAAACCGUUUUAUAAAAAAGAAGAUUUAUUUUUAAAACCUAAGACUAACAUUAAACGUGUGGGAAAUAGAGAUAGAAGACAAGCUUCUGUGGACAAACGUGAAAAAGAGAUCAUAUUUGACUUUAAAAACAACAUAAAUAAAAAAGAUGAAUCGGAGAUCAGUGAAGACGAUAAUGAAUCCGCGAUAAAGCGAAAUAUUAAAAAGCUAUCUAGAGAAGAACUAGAAGAUCUUUUGAAUUCUUUAUCCGACGAUAAAAAAGCGCUGUUGAAAAAAAUUAUCGACAGUAAGUUAGAGGGAGUAAAUAAACGAGAAAUAACAAAAAAAGCCGGAGCAGUGGAAGAAAAUAAUAUUUUAGAAAGUGGGCAAGCUGAUUUGAGUAAGAUUGAUGCUGGUAGAACUUUGGACCCAACAAUAUCUUCAGCUUCAAUAGCUCCAGGUGAUACAACUGAAACUACAAAACAUGCAGAAGUUUCUAGUCCCAAAAACCCUGAAUCUGAUAAUGAUUCUGAGAAGAAUAAAGAUGAAUUAAUCAAUUCAAACUUGUCGCUCAAGAAAGAGCCAACGGUAGAUGAUGAGAUACACAUUAAAGAUUCUAAAAAUGAUAUUAACAUUAAAGAGGUACCGAAAAACGAAAAUAAAAGAGAAACAAAUUCUGACGAUAUGCCAGAGGAUAAAUUGGAAAUGGGCCAUGAUGAUCUAUUAGAAGACACUCAAUAUUCUUCUUUAGGAAAUGAUAUGGAGUGUGCAAGGGAUGACAGUUGGUCUGAAUUAAUGAAAGAUGAGUCAGAAUUGCAUAAAGCAUACAAGAAUUUUAAUAAAAGGGAUAUUGAUAAUUACGUUAAUUCGGCUGACAUUCAGUCUUUAGAAGAGUCUUUCCCAAAUUACGAUUUAGUGGGUUCCAAAAAUUCUGAAUCAGAAAUGGCGCCUCUUGUCAGAGUUAAAAGAACCAAUAGCAACUUGAACAAAAGAGUUACCGACCAUUGUAUGAAUAUGAAAGUUCCAUUCUUCCCUAGAGCUUUAAAUGAUGAUAAUGAUGAUAAUGAAAAAAGUGAGUUCGACGAUGGAGGUAUUUUUGAAAGGGCUUCUCAUUAUGAAAACGAAGGAAAAGAUCAUGGAUUUAGAGAACUUGAACAAAAUAACGAACGCAUUCAACGUUCUAACAACAACGACAAAAAUUAUAAAGCACAGUAUAAGUCGAACUAUUCUAAAAUUAAAAUUGACAACGACAAUACAAACAUUGGUUCAGAUACAGAUAAUAUAUUGUCUAAUGUUGAAGGAGUUGAUGAUAAUUUAAUGUUAAAUAAUGGCUUACGUAAAAAACGUAUUGCCGAUAAUACUUAUUUAAAUGACGAAGUAGUAAAUAUUGAAAAUAAUGAAUUAACACCAAAAUCUGCACCAGAUUUCAUUGGCGCUGAAAUAAGCAAUGAUUUAACCCAUAAUUCUUACAAUGCGGCUAAUUGUCAAGAAAACGAAGCUUUCGGUCCGAUUGCACACAGCCCCGAUGGAGAGCUCAGUCGAUAUAAAAGAGUAAGGCGAUUGAAACCAUCCCCCGACUUAAAAGAAAAUUAG
This is a messenger RNA of Zerene cesonia (dogface butterfly), 2058 nucleotides long. RefSeq names its product GATOR complex protein WDR24-like. The record is from RefSeq and is a predicted model, not a curated record. Bases 1 to 2058 code for a protein of 685 amino acids. The transcript is spliced from 3 exons. Lineage: Eukaryota; Metazoa; Arthropoda; Insecta; Lepidoptera; Pieridae.